UAAUCGGGACGGACGAUCUGUGCGGACAUGUAAGGAACUUCUCGACCAGAUUCCAUUGAACCUUGUGACUAUGACUACGAUGGCGAGGUUACCGUCAGCAGUUUUUUAAUCUUAAUUGGAAGAUAGAGCAGUCCUAAUUUGCACUCGAGAAGAUCGGGUUAUCGGACGAGAAAUCGGCCUUCUCACAGAAAUGGUAAAAAUUCCGGGGACGUGAAGAAUCUCUAUAACUAAAAAAAUAUCAAAGAAUGACGGCCCCACGCCAGGAUGAAGACGAGGAUUCCCUUCGAGGGCUAUGGCUGGAACGUGGUCGUGAAAGAAGUCCAGAUCCCGAUGACUAUCCGAGGGACGAAGGAGGAGACAGAGGUCUUCCGGACCUGAGUGCACCGGCUAAAGAACGAAGUGUCUCGCCACCCGGUCAAUUUCGAGGCAGUCAACCGGGAACCCCGAAGCGAAAACAGCGCGACCGGGACGAGGAUGUGAAAUCGCCCCCGAGGCAGGUGCCACGGCUCGGCCCGGGCCCCGCGAGUCCCGAACGAAGGAAGCCUGGGCAGUCGCAGCAUGGAGGCAGCAGCUCCAGCAGCAGGGCCAAAGUCACCCUCAAAGUUCUGGCAGAGGACAGCGACAUCGAGCAAUACUAUCGACAAUUGACGCUUCUCGGGAGCGGAAUGUUCGGCAGCACGUACGAGGUCGAAGACGUGAAUAAUCCGAGGAUUCGUUUGGCGAUGAAGGUUCAGACGAAGAAGUCCAAGUGGUUCGUUCACGUAAGCGAGCCCGAGAACGAGCUGACGAGGAUCUACAAAGAGUUCAUGAUUCUGAACAGGAUCCUCCCCAAGCACAAGCACAUUAUCGAGGUCAAGGACUUGCUCGUAAGCCCCAACACCGUGUACAUCGUGCUCGAGCUCUGCACGAGCUUGAACCUCGAGAGUUUCUACCGAGUAGCGGACAAUGCCAGCGGGCGCAGAGUGUUCGGCCAGAUAGCCGACGCCCUUCGUUUUAUGCAUGAGUAUGGCGUCGUGCACUUGGACAUAAAAGGAGAUAACGUUCUCUUCGCUGACAACGAAUACCAGAAUAUUAAGGUCAUAGAUUUCGGUAUUUCCCAGUACAGGCCGGAGUGGGCCAAAAAGGUCCACAAGAAUUUCAACCCAAAAGAUUGGUUCGACGCUCAAGAACUAGAACCUGAAAACAAUUUAACACAGGUGCGUGAUAUAAAAAAUCUGGGCCAUGUCUUGCUCUGCAUCAUGUGUGGCAGGCACGUCAUGUCCAGCCACAACGUCGGUAACAUGAAGUCCAAAACCAAGCCUAGGCUGGAUAUCUUCGAUGAAAGAGCCAUGAAUCUGCUCGAGAUGAUAGGCCCUCGUCCGUUCGGACCCGAGCGAAAUGAGGACUUCCCCACCAUGGACCAGAUCCUUAACCACCCUUGGCUCACGGGAGGAAACGUAAGCCUCCAGCACAGAAGUCUGAUCGCUGAGUUCGAGCUGCUCAAAAGGGAUUUCAACGUACUGAAGGUCCUCUUAAAAGACUGGGCCAUCAUACCCCCGAAGCUAAUAGGAGACGAGGAUCAGAUUGCCAAGCACUACCAAACAACCGGCACCGUUCACAAGGGCCCCUACGAUAGCAGACUGCCGGAGUGCACGGCCGUGGGCGAUGCGUACAUGGAGCCCCGCCUCAUGAAAGUGCUGUACCGGGGAGGGGAUCCGGCGAUAUUCACAUCUCCCACCGAGUCUACGCAAGAGUCGCUGAGGGUUUUCGGUGAGUUGCUGCUCACGUUAAGAAUCCUGCCCAUGCAUGAGAACAUCGUCGAAUUCGUCGAUGUGCUCGUGCAUAAAGACUACGCGCUUCUUAUAAGAGACUUGUGGGGGACGCAUACGCUAGAGGAAUUUUUUAGGCAAGCCACGGAUCAGAAUGCGCGCCUCGUGUUCAAGCAGCUGGCAGAGACAAUUCGCUUCUUGCAUCAGUAUGGAGUGGUGCAUAUGGACCUGAGGGCAGACAAUGUUGUCUUCGAGGACGAUACGUUCUCGAAGUUCAAAAUUGUGGAUUUCACUUAUGCUCUUUACCUUCCAGGCAUGGCUCAACGCAGCAACGAUCACUUCCAAAUAGACAAAUGGUCGAACCGUGAACUCCAUCUCAUGUCUCUUACCGCUGAUCCUGAAGUAGAUAUCAGAGCCCUGGGCAGGAUUUUGCAUUCCAUGAUGGCUGGCAGCUGGCAGCGAGACCUGAGUAAGCUGAGUGCGCCUCGAGCGGAUGCUUUUGACCCAGCUGCUUCAGAUUUGCUUCUGAAGAUAGGCCCACCACCUUUCGGACCACCUGAAGGCGAGAGAGUCUUAACCAUCGACGAAGUAUGUUCCCAUCCAUGGCUUCGGCUUUCUGAGCCAGAGGGGGAUGCCGGGUAUGACGAGUAUGACGAGCCAUAUGAGGAAGAAUAUGAACCGUAUGAUGAUACUCCAUGGCAGAUACCUGAUCCAUUUUGAGAGUCCUGGUUACGUUCCUUACGGUGGUGUCGAGGAAUCUCUUCUUCGUGAAAGAUCACAUACAUUACAAUCUAUGCACCGUGAUAUAUGGAACUUUCAUGGGGUAAAACCAACACGUCAGAGCUCCAAGGAAAACUAAUACUGAAAGAGCUUCAAAUUUUGACAUUUAACCAGCACGUGGAUCUAUGUGCUCUUGAGAAAGCAGGAGGAAAGAACGUUCAGCGAGUAACUUCCAGGACGCACAUCACGAAUUCAAGCAAUGUCAGUAAGUUUUCAAAAUCAGGUGAGGUAAUCAUUGUCAUUUAUUUCUACGAUGAGUAUUUCUGGGCUUUAAUGUAGAGAGCUUUCUUUGCCUAGAUCUAGUGUGUCACCAUUUCCAACGUGAGCAGGAACAAAACGUCAGUAUCUGAAAGGUCGAAUCAUAGUGUUUUCGUAGAAAAAAAAUAAAUUUGGUACCUUUAGUAAGUACUGUGGAAAUUUCGACAUCAAUUUUCUAACGGUACGUAUGACAAUCCCAAUACUGACCACCAGAGUUUGGAAACAGUGUCAAGAACUUCUGAAAGCUCGAGGCGAUCAGUAAGUCUCCCUUUAUUUCUAAUUCCCUUGUUUGAAGGGUUAGAUCACCUGUAAACUUGUUGGAUAAAAACAUUAGGAUUAAAUUCAACAAUAAUUUCAGAAAAUAAGUUACAGAUACAAUAAUAAAACUUCUUUCAAGGUGAAAUACCUUUGAGGCUCGAAGUUAGGUAGAAGUGGUUCUAAGCGUACAUAUCAAUUUAAGAUUUGACUCUCUCAAUACAGAGAAUUGGACUACUCUUUGCGCAAUCGCACGAGGAAACCCUCUAUGUUCCUUGACAUGACGAACAUGGAUGCAGUUUCAACGAAAUGCAUAGAACAAAGCUAUCGUUCAGCAGAUAUGUUUUCAGGACAUAAGUUACUUGAUGCUUCUUCCGCCAAUUACAGUCAACAUAAGGAACGUCACUUGCAGCUGCAAGUAAAUGCAUUUUUUUGGCUUUUUGGCUUAUCCAUAGUAUUGCAGAAUUUUUACGUUCCUAAGAAAAAUCUUUAGAUUUCAGAAAAAACAUGGUCCAAGGUCCGAGAAGGAACAAGACCAGAAAGGAAUUGAUGUACGCUGUAAGAGGCCUCGUUAAAGGUCUCCUAAGAACUGAUAAGAUAUAAAAAAUUAUUCUGU
Molecule: messenger RNA, 3657 nt
Organism: Marchantia polymorpha subsp. ruderalis
Lineage: Eukaryota; Viridiplantae; Streptophyta; Marchantiopsida; Marchantiales; Marchantiaceae
Source: the annotation of a GenBank genome assembly